This is a messenger RNA of Somion occarium, 665 nucleotides long. Lineage: Eukaryota; Fungi; Basidiomycota; Agaricomycetes; Polyporales; Cerrenaceae. The record is from the annotation of a GenBank genome assembly.
CACAAUAAGCUUGCCCCUCAAUCGCACCCGGACAUAUUCCUUCGAUGGCCGCCAUUACUUGGGAUGCAGAAUCCAUCUUCGACCCAGACUCUCCUACAGCGUUCGGCUUAGACGCGAACGAAGCUCAUUCGGCUACUGGGGCGUCAGCAACAGCGCAACUACGAGAUACAAUUCCAAAUGAUGGAUCGGAUCCAAUGGCAUCGUCUCCGAAGAUGAACGAGCAGACACCAUUGCUUCCGAAGAUGAUUUCCCUCAACUCAGGUCCUUGUCUGGUCCCGGGAUGCUCAGGGCGAAUGGUAUCUAUGACGAAGGGAGGGUAUAUACAGCGAUUGUGCACGAUUAACAAGAUGCAUUCCCGGGAAAUCUCUCCAUAUUCAACCUUGUCAGACGCGAUGAGAAUAAUUCGCACAGGCCCAAAGGGUGAACCUCUUACUGCAGCUGAAUUGGCAGAUGAAGAGCGAAAGUUCCGCGAAAUCCAGGAGGUCGCAAUGAAGUUACGAGGACAUAAACUGGGAUCUGCGGACUGAUCUAGAUGGUUGCAGAUAUCGGCAACGAUUGACAUAGGAUGAAUGAUAGUUCACCGAGCUACUAACAAGGACUGAGCAGUGGGGAUGUAAAAUCACUUCCGAACGACCAAAAAGCCUAAAUAUAGGCUGAGAAGUCCG